GGAAUGUACGUGUAGGUGCUGAAGAGCAAGUGUUAGAAAACAUGGAAGCGGAUCCUAGGAGAAGUGUCCUCUACGUAGCGCAAAUGAGUGGAUGCUCAAGACCGACCACUCAUCGUAUCCUUCAAGAGAGAAGACUGCAUCCUUACCAUUUUACACGAGAGUGCAGCAUCUGCGACCAACCGACUACCCGCGACGAGUACAUUUUGCUCAAUGGUUACUGCGACAAAAUGAACUAAAUCCUGAUUUUACACGGCGCAUUCUUUUCACCGACGAAUGUUCAUUUUCCCGAGAAGGAAUGUUUAAUGCACACAAUUGGCAUUUCUGGGCACACGAAAAUCCACAUCUCACUAGGGUGAGAGCAUAUCAGGAGCGAUUUACUAUUAAUCUAUGGGCUGGAAUCAUUGGUACUACUGUGGUGGGGCCGUUUGUGUUACCUGAUCGCCUUAAUGGGGAUGUAUAUGCUAAUUUUCUACGACUAGAGCUUCCGGCAUUGUUGGAAGACGUUCCUUUGAAUGUACGGCGGAAUAUGUGGUUUCAGCACGACGGCGCUCCUCCAGAUAAUUCGAUACUUGUACGACGAACAUUGAAAAGAGUAUCGUCAUAGGUGGAUUGGGCGUGGCAGUACUAACAUCUGGCCUCCUAGAUCUCCAGACCUUUCUCCUUUGGACUUUUUUUUUGGAAUCAAAUUAAAAAUUACGUAUAUAGAGAACCCCUAGAUAUGUUAGAAGAACUGGAAGAGAGACUGCACGAAGCCUACGCUACAGUUACUCCUGAGAUGUUAAAUAAUACACAACACAACAUAAUUCGACGAGCUAGAACUUGCAUUGAAGUUAAUGGUGGUCAUUUUGAGCACAUUGUUUAAUAACGUUACAGUACAACGAUUCCAGCCCAUAGAUUAAUAGUAUUGCUCUUGAUAUGCUCUCACGUUAGCGAAAUGUGGAUUUUCGUUUGCCCAGAAGUGCCAAUUGUGCGCAUUAAAUAUUCCUUUUCGGGAAAAUCAACAUUCGUCGGCGAAAAGAAUGUGCCGUGAAAAAUCAGGAUUUAGUUCAUUUUGUCGCAGUAACCAUUUAGCAACAUGCACUCGUCGCGCAGUCGGCUCGUCGCAGAUGCUGCACUUUCGUCAAUAGUAAGGAUGCAGAUUUUUCUUUGUAAGGAUACGAUGCAUGAUCGAUCUUGAGCAUCCAAUCAUUUGUGCCACUUGUUCUUCACCGUCUAUGCGUAUAAUCCGUGGAGCCCCAGCACGGCUUUCCGAAUAGGCUGAAAAGAUCCAUCUUCUUUUGCUGGAUGCAACAAACGACGAAACACAUGCUGGUCAAGGAGCCGAUGAUUGGCGAAAAGACCUGUAUAUUCGCGCACAGCAGUGGCUG
Molecule: messenger RNA, 1367 nt
Organism: Zophobas morio
Lineage: Eukaryota; Metazoa; Arthropoda; Insecta; Coleoptera; Tenebrionidae
Exons: 2
Coding region: 92-604 (170 amino acids)
Molecular function (GO): nucleic acid binding
Source: RefSeq, a predicted model, not a curated record